Messenger RNA from Carya illinoinensis, 1494 nucleotides. RefSeq names its product disease resistance protein RPV1-like. Gene Ontology annotation, molecular function: ADP binding. The transcript is spliced from 3 exons. Bases 1 to 1494 code for a protein of 497 amino acids. The record is from RefSeq and is a predicted model, not a curated record. NCBI's taxonomy places the organism in Eukaryota, Viridiplantae, Streptophyta, Magnoliopsida, Fagales, Juglandaceae. Gene Ontology annotation, biological process: signal transduction; defense response.
AUGGCCUUACCUACAAUCUCUUCUAGUUCAUCCUCUUCUUCAGACACCUCUCCAUGGUACUACGAUGUGUUCUUGAGCUUUAGAGGAAAAGAUACCCGUAAUACUUUUACUGUCCAUCUAUACCGUACUUUGACUCAAAAGGGAAUCCGUACCUUUAUAGAUAAGGAUGAGCUCAUACGAGGUGAUGAAAUUUCACCUACACUCCUCCAAGCUAUAGAAGUUUCAAGAAUUUCUAUCAUUGUACUCUCAAAAAAUUAUGCAUCAUCAACAUGGUGCUUGGACGAGCUAUUAAAAAUUCUUGAUCAAUGUAAAGAAUCAAUGCAACAAAAGAUUCUAUCUGUAUUUUACCAUGUAGAUCCAUCAGAUGUACGCCAUAAAAGAAAGAGUUUUGGAAAAGCAUUGGCUAAACAUGCUGAGAAAUUGAAUGUAGACAUGAAGUUGCAGCUGUGGAAGGAAGCCCUUCGAGAAGUUGCCCAAUUGUCCGGAUACCAUCUGACCAGAAAGAGGAAUGAAUCAAAAUUCAUUGAAAAUAUCAUUCAAGACGUCUCAAGAAUGGCAAAUGAUCAUUUAUAUUUACAUGUUGCUGAGCAUCCCGUUGGAUUAAAACCUCAUGUAGAAAAUGUCAAAUUGCGUUUAAGCGUUGGAACGAAAGACAUACGAAUUAUAGGAAUUUUUGGAGUUGGGGGAAUUGGAGGCUGUAGAAGUUUGGAGGUUGACAAUAUUGAUAUGGGAAUCCAUAUGAUAAAGCGUAGGCUUCACUCUAAGAGAGUUCUUCUAAUUCUUGAUGGUGUAGACCACUUGGAUCAAUUAAAAACAUUAGUAGGAGCUCGUGAUUGGUUUGGUAAAGGAAGUAGAAUCAUCAUCACAACAAGAGAUCAACACUUGUUGACUACUCAUGGAGUUGAUUCAACAUAUGAGAUGACGGGAUUGAAUCGAGAUGAUGCUUUUCAGCUAUUUUGUUGGCAUGUUUUCGGAAGUAAGAAACCGAUUGACGGUGAUGAAGAGUUUGUAGAAGAGAUCAUAAAUUAUGCUGGGAGCCUUCUACUAGUUUUAACAGUGCUCGGCUCGGAUUUAUAUGGCAGAACUAAAAAAGAGUGGGAAAGUGCAUUUGAUCAGUACAGGAAAAUCCCUCACCAAAAUAUUCAAAAAUUAAUUCAAACAAGUUAUGAUAGAUUAAGUGAAAAUGAAAAGAAUGUUUUUCUUGACAUUGCAUGUUUUUUCAAUGGAGAAUGGCUUUAUAAUGUCAUUGAGAUGCUAGAUAGUUUUGGUUUUUCCCCAAACUUUUCGAUCCCAAGACUUAGGGAGAAGUGUCUUAUUUCAAAAUUUGAUGGAAUAUUAAAAAUGCAUGACUUGUUACGAGAUAUGGGUAGAGAAGUUGUUCGACAAGAAUCACUCAAAAAUCCAGGAGCACGUAGCAGAUUAUUCUUUCAUAAAGAUGUUCGCAAAGUACUGGAGGAUGAUAUAGUAAGUCAGAUCAAAAUCUCUUUCAAUUAA